AUGUCUGCUCCUUUCAGCUGGGAGAAACAGUACAAAAGAACAUGGGAAAACCUCAACGAGGACGAAGAAAAAAACGUAUCACUCGAGAAGAAACUUCAUCACACGUAUGCACCGUACAAAAAGGGCAUAAUAAGGCAUUUUCACAUCAUCAUAGAUUCAUCUGCAUCGAUCGAGCUGAACGAUUUUCUUCCCUCAUUCCGGUACCACGUAACGACCAAGCUGAACCAUUUUAUCAAAAAGUUUUACGAUGAAAAUCCGAUUUCUAUUCUCAGCUUACUCAUAUAUCGGAACAACAGAUGCGAAAAUUACAUCGUGCUGGACAGGAUGUCUGAAACUGAGAACUUUUUUGGCGUGGCAGGGACAGGUGAGUUUUCGCUGAUGAACAGCUUGAAUGUUUCGCUUGAUUUUCUCAGCAGGGACGACCAUAUAAAAGAAAUUUUGGUAGUUACCGGCUCGUUAUAUACGAUAGACUUCGAAGAGAUGCGUGCAUUUAGAGAUAUAAAGGUACAUUUUAUAGCACUUAGGGCAGAGGUGUACUUUUUUAAGAAUAUUGCACAGAAGACACACGGCAAGUACUACGUGCCCGUUGAAGUAUCUGAUAUUUCCCUUUUUCUUGAGUCGUUUUGCAUGCCCAAUUCGAUUAACUCUAGUUCGGCACUCAACCUGCUCAAGCUCGGGUUUCCACAGGCUUUAACGGGCGAUUUGGUCUGUGCGUGCUGUUUCAGGUGCAGCAAAAAAGGCUAUGAAUGCCCGGUGUGCCACACUAAGGUAUGCAACCUGCCCAUCAAAUGCCCUAUUUGUAAGACACAGCUGGUCACGUCGAAUAUUCUCUCACAAUCGCUAUACUACUGUUAUCCCCUAGAAGACUUCGAGAAAAGCAACGGGGUGUGCAGGGUAUGCGGUGGUGAUGGGAGCGACCAAUGUAAAAAGUGUAUGAGUGUUUAUUGCGAGGGCUGUUGCUAUUUCAUACACAAUGAUCUCUACUUUUGCAUUUAUUGUGAUUGA
Vavraia culicis subsp. floridensis is the source of this 1005-nucleotide messenger RNA. RefSeq names its product transcription factor ssl1. Gene Ontology annotation, cellular component: transcription factor TFIIH holo complex. The coding region runs from base 1 to 1005 and encodes 334 amino acids. Gene Ontology annotation, biological process: regulation of transcription by RNA polymerase II; nucleotide-excision repair. The record is from RefSeq and is a predicted model, not a curated record. The transcript has a single exon. NCBI's taxonomy places the organism in Eukaryota, Fungi, Microsporidia, Pleistophoridae.